AUGAAAGGACGGAAAAUGAUCAAUGUGAUACAUCGGAAGGAGAAUAUUGCGGAUUCAAUUAACAACACACCCGUAGCGGGAACGGCCAGACCAAGACAUCACAUCCCCCGCUUUUCUAUAGGGCGCGCAGAAAAACUGCACGUACGGGAUGCAUGGGAGGCACGAGACCACUUUAUCCAUUUUUUUGUUGGGAAGCGACAUGGACCGUACAGUGGUUUAUCCACCAUUGGAUCGGUCAUUGCCCUGAAUAUCUUGAGGUAUCGGUUCGGCAGACACGUUGUCAUGGGGAGAGUGAUAUGGCUGUAUAAGAUUGAUAAUCUGGUCCUAAGAAUCGGAUUGUUUGUCUCAGCCUCUGUAGCAACAUUAGUUCAUGGCCGCGUCGAUCCUGAACUCUCAAGAGCUCUAUUUCAUAAGCUCGCUGAGAUUCUGUCCAUAGCGAUGACUGUCAAUAUUUUCGCGUUCAUUCCCAAAAGCCAUCACCUAACGACUAGAAAGCUCAAAGAGCCCUUUCUACCUACAUACUUUCUACCGAAACAGAAGAACCUUGAGGAAUCAGGAAAGACUGCGCUGAAAAAGGUUCGGACAGCUCAAGUGGUCGUUGCCUCGUAUAUUAGCGGUCUCACGUUUCUCAGUAGAUGCAAGUAA
This is a messenger RNA of Morchella sextelata, 645 nucleotides long. RefSeq lists its product as uncharacterized. The record is from RefSeq and is a predicted model, not a curated record. The transcript has 12 exons. The coding region runs from base 1 to 645 and encodes 214 amino acids. NCBI's taxonomy places the organism in Eukaryota, Fungi, Ascomycota, Pezizomycetes, Pezizales, Morchellaceae.